Molecule: messenger RNA, 3593 nt
Organism: Ruditapes philippinarum (Manila clam)
Lineage: Eukaryota; Metazoa; Mollusca; Bivalvia; Venerida; Veneridae
Product: TWiK family of potassium channels protein 7-like
Exons: 8
Coding region: 355-1572 (405 amino acids)
Biological process (GO): potassium ion transmembrane transport; stabilization of membrane potential
Cellular component (GO): membrane
Molecular function (GO): potassium ion leak channel activity
Source: RefSeq, a predicted model, not a curated record
UUGAUGAACAAUCAAUGUUCUGCUGCUUUUGGUUUUAACUUUAACAAUAAAUUUUUAAUGGGUGUUCAUUCGAAUAGAAAACUUAUUGAUUUCUGCAAAACAUUUCUGUGAAAUAUGGUUCACUUGACAUAUUGAUGUUAAAUAUUUAUUGAUAGCGGACCGCGUUGUGCGACAACUAAAUGUGAACAUUAUAAGAAACGGAUUUUAAUUAAUUUUCUUUAUUUUGUAAUGUGAUUAUACGACAAAAAUUGGUAUAUAUGUGAACAGGUAUUCUUAGAUUGGACUAGGCCAAGUGUUAACAGAUACUUUCAACUAGUUCAUACCUCUAAAACGGGGACGUCAACACAAAUAAAUAUGGGUGCAGAUGCAGACGAUGAGAAAAAUAAGGAUGGAUGCUGUAAAAUGUUCUGGAAGUUUAUGUUCUCACAUAUCGGACUCUGUGCUAUGGUGGUGUUAUACUGCGUGGCGGGAGGUUUCAUCUUUGAGCAUCUAGAGAAGGCGAAUGAAGAGGAAGUUUGUUUUGAAUCGCGGAAUGAAUAUAUUCCCAUGCAAGAUAAAACUCUGGAGAACCUUAAAAAAGUUAUUCUAGAGAACAAUCUCAAUACAGAUGCUAUGAUGAUACAAAUGACAUCGAUACUACAGACAUUUCGGAACAACUCUUUGGCCAUUGGAUAUGACGGACGUAAUUGUGACUGCUAUGGCGCGCCGAAUUGUCCGGUGUAUGAAUGGUCCUGGCCUGGGGCUUUAAUGUUCUCAGUCACAGUAAUAACUACAAUAGGAUAUGGUCACAUUGCACCUAAAACAUUCUGGGGUCGACUGGUAUGCAUUGCGUAUUCUGUGCUUGGAAUUCCCCUUAUGCUUUUAUGUCUCGCGAAUAUAGGUGAUAUUCUAGCAGAUAUAUUUAGGUUUAUUUAUGCCAAGAUAUGCUGCUGCGGUUGUUGCAAAAGGAAAUCAAAGAACAAGGUUGUUCAGAUUAAACCCAACUCACAAGAACCGGACUCUGCAUGGAACGACCGCGCAAAGAUUAUUCCAAACGCACAAGCGCCUAUCAACACAGAAUUCCACAAAGUACCAUCUAAAUCACAGGAUGACUCGACAAAACCCAAAAUCAUGCCUUUGGAUAUCAAGACAUUGAACAAAGCGGAACUUGCAAAUAGGAAUCAGGCGAUUAGGAACCAGCCUAUGAUACUUGAUGAUGAUAGUGAUGAUGAAGAUGAUGAUAUUGAUGAGAAGAAAGUCACUGUACCUCUUACAGUGACAAUGGUUGUCAUUGCAGGCUACAUAUUUGGAGGAGCUGUGUUGUUUGGUCUAUGGGAAGGAUGGGACAACUUACAAUCGGCAUAUUUCUGUUUUGUCACAUUAAGCACGAUAGGGUUCGGAGAUGUUGUGCCGGGUACCGACUUUGAUAAUCCGCAGGCGUCCGCCCAGCUCAUUCUCGGAGCUAUAUAUGUUCUCUUUGGGAUGGCGAUAUUAUCAAUGUGUUUCGCCCUCAUGCAAGACGAAAUCAUUGCAAAAUGUACAUGGGUUGGUCAAAAACUUGGAAUAAUGGACAAAUCAGAGAAUGAUCUGUAAAAAGUUAUAUAUUUCUACCAUUUCAUUUCAAAUUCUGCUGAACCGCUGAUGUCAAAUGUUGUUUAUUUGUUUGUUUGUUAUUUGCAUAUUUAAGUAGAAUUGUUUGUUUCCAUGGAAUCGAUUUGUUCAGUGUUUAUAUGCUCUUUAAUGUUUCCCUUUGUGUAUGUUGAACAAUGUUCCUUCAUCAUUGUGUUAGCAAUUACCCAGUGCUACUUAUUUGCAUUUUAAUAAAAAUUCAUUAUUAUUCAUGGGCAGAUAUUGUAACAUCUAAAAGACGGAAACUAAUUAAGUCUCAAAGCUUUGGUGAAAUUUUAUAUAUAUUUAAGGAAACAUUCGGCAUUGUUUAUGUUAUUGUACCAUCUAUAAUCCUAAUGUGAACUAUAUUUCGAGUGAGAGUAAAUAACAAAUUUAAUAGCACAAUAUAUGGCUUACUUUUCACAUUUACAAACCUUUCAAUUUGUUCACGAUACCAUAUCAGCAAAUAUCCUGAUAAAUGUUACGUAUAACUGGAAACUUUAUGAUUCAUUUUCAAAUUUGUAAAUUUUUGUAGCGUCUCUAGACAGAACAUUUUAUAUACAUCAUUAAUUUACGCUUUCGUGAGGCAAUCUUUUUUCUAAAGAAAGUCCAGCUCAAACUGUUUUCGGCUUAAACGAUUUGAGGACGGGGAGAAGAGGAGUUGUCUGUUGGAUCACGUGAUUGAGCUAUUUUCUCGCUGCUGUUUCAAUAAAAUCGAUCUUGAAGUACAUGUUAGUUAUGAAAGUUGAAUUACCUUGAUAUUUUGUUUUAAAGAUAGAUUGGUGUUGUUAAGGGUAUAAUCAAUUGAUAACAGCAAUAGAAGUUUGAUACGGAAUGUAAGCAAUACUGAUUCUUGACAGUGUUUUUAAUUUUUUAUUCUUUUUAUUUUACGACGUUUGUAAUUGAUUGAUACUUGCUAAAGAUUGGCUGAAAUAUGCCUUUCUUUUCAAUUUAAGUUUUGAACUUGAUGAAUUACAGACUAAUGAUACUUUUUUAUCAUUAUUGUACAUAAAUAUUUCAUUACUAGCACAAAUUCAUCUACAAAUAGUCCCGAGAACCAUGUAUUUACAUCCCCUUAGAUUGUCUUUUUCGCAUGCAGUUCUGAAUUUUUCUAUGAAAUUCUAACCUGUCAUAUAAAUUUGUCACAUGUAUUUACAAUAAAUUUAUCAUGUUACGUUUGAGCUGUUACAUUUUUAGUGGCAUUUAUAGUGACAUUCUGUAUCAUUAUCUUCCUGAUUGCUAUGGAAACAUUUCGGCUAAAACGAAUUAUUAUUUUUAUUAGUUCAUUUUCAGUUUGUUUCUUAUGUGAUCACUUGUGUAAAACAUAAACAAUUUAUUGUCUUAAAUAAAAAUUUCCUUUAGAUAUUGACAAGGUUUGCUUGCAUUAAAUAUUACUCAUCAAGUUUAGAAGUUAAAAAGUUUUGCAUACAGUGUCAACGUUUAUUUUGCAUUAUAGAAUCCAAUUGUAGACACAUCAGUUGUUUGUUACAUAUUCUUAAUUUAGUAACUACAUUUUAAGUCUAAUAAAAACGAGCAUUGAAUUCCAUUCCACUCGAAAUAUGUCAGUACAGUGAUACUGUAAAAAAGGUACACGUAUGUAAAAGAAUGUAAAAAUAUGAUAUAUUGAGAAUUAGUGAAGAUAAAACAAUGCGACUAAUAAAAAUAAGAUUAUAUUAAUAAAACGCUUAAAAUGAUUUGAACAUGGACAUAGCAUACUGUAAUUUGCAGAAGAGAUAAUUUUUAAAUAUUUUAACAUUUUCAGCAUAUUUUUUUCAUCAUGGAAACAGGUUUUUUUUGUUAGUGAUAUAUCAAUAUAUACAUGUAUUUUACCUGAAUAAACGAAUUAUUUUCAUACCUAUGAAGAGAUACUUUUUCGGUGUUUUUUUAAACAGAAACCGUCCAAUGAAUGUAUAUAUUUUUUCUUAAUACUUAACUAUGUUAUGUUGUUAUUUCAUUUUUCAUGUCAAUCUGUGAUACAUAUUUUUCUUAAUAAAGUUUUAGAUCUA